Columba livia (rock pigeon) is the source of this 2988-nucleotide messenger RNA. RefSeq names its product MKKS centrosomal shuttling protein (gene MKKS). NCBI's taxonomy places the organism in Eukaryota, Metazoa, Chordata, Aves, Columbiformes, Columbidae. Bases 1 to 1719 code for a protein of 572 amino acids. Gene Ontology annotation, biological process: intracellular transport; chaperone-mediated protein complex assembly; developmental process. Gene Ontology annotation, molecular function: ATP binding. Gene Ontology annotation, cellular component: cytoplasm; nucleus; kinociliary basal body. The transcript has 4 exons. The record is from RefSeq and is a predicted model, not a curated record.
AUGGCUCGUCUUGAAGCUAAAAAGCCUCCGUUAUUUAUUGGUGAACCUUUAACUAAAGAUACUGUUAGUCAGUCACUGUCCCUGCUAAGUGGAAUAUUCAAGUCCUGCUAUGGUCCUGCUGGUAGACUCAAACAGCUCCACAAUGGUGGGGGGGGCUGUGUGUGCACAACUUCACAAUCAUCAGCCUUAUUCAGUUGUCUUUCUGUCAGUCAUCCUGUGUUAAGGGUUUUGACGGCCUCUGUACAGAACCAUAUAUCACGCUUCAGUGACUGUGGCUUAUUUACUGCCAUUCUUUGCUGUAACUUGAUUGAACACUUUAAAAGUCUCAACGUUGCAUCUUGCACUGUCAUUAAAAUAAGCAACCAUAUUUUGAGUUUAUGUAUGGACUACCUCAAAUCUGAGGCCUGUGCUUGCCGAGUAGCUGUGGAUUUUAGCAGCAUUGAGACUCUUCUUUGUUUGGUACGUAGCAUAUUAAAGAGCAAGCCUGCUUGCAUGCUUAAUAAACCAGAAGUUGAUCAUCUCACCGCACUGAUUUUAAAGGCUUUUAUGUUUACUGUUCCAUGUCAUGUUGAGACAAAUGCUGUUUUAGGAAAGUGUGUCAUAGUACCUGUGAAAGGUAGAAGAGUUGUGGAUUCUACAGUUCUUCCUGGACUGUUGAUAGAAGCACCAGAAAUUCAAUUGGCAAAACCAAUUACUGUCAAAAGAACUUGUUCAGAUAUGAUCAAGACAGCACUUUUCUGUAUGUCCAUGUCGGGAGACCUUUGCAACUCUGAAGGAGGAGUUAUAACAGUUCCUCAAGGAAUUUGUCUAGAAAUGUCAGAGCUGAAUCAGUUGCUUAAUAUUGGAAAACAGCUGGUUGAUGCUGAGGUUGGCCUUGUGGUGUGCCAGAAAGUUAUCCAUCCCUCCUUGAAACAGUAUCUGCAAGAGAACCAGGUCAUGGCUGUGGACAGAGCUGGGCUGUCUCUGAUGGAACCCCUGAGUCGGAUGACAGGUUCAAACCCUAUAGCUUCUAUCCAUUCGUUGUCUCCCAGUUGUUACGGCAGUUUGAAAGAUGUGCGCAUUGAGAAUUUUGCUUCAAAACAUUUUGUGCAUCUAAUUCCAAAUGACCCAGUUGUCUGCAGCUUGAUACUCUGUAACAGAAAUGAAACAGCAUGGGAUGAAUUGAAGCGUGCCUGUGAAACAGCAGAACAUGUGUUACAGUUAACAAUCAAGGAACCUUUGGCAUUGUUAGGAGGUGGCUGUACGGAAACUCAUUUGGCUUCGUACAUAAGACACAAGACCUGUAAUCUGUCCACCAGCAGUUUUAAAGAUAUGGAUUGUUCUCGGACACAAUACCAAUUGGUUGCUGAUGGAUUUUGCCGUUCUCUGGAGUCUGUAGCUUGCUCUCUGAGUCACGAUGGUGGAGAAACUCUGACGGAUAUGGUUUAUGGACACUGUUGGUUUGUUCCAUCAGGUUUUCCCUCUGUCUCUAAUUGGUCAGAUUUAGUUUCAAAAUGUGGCUGUGGGAUUAAUGGCAGCGCUGAGAAUCUCAACUGGAGGCUUUUGCAAGGCCAGUUUGGCUCUCCUAUUAUACUGGGCUGCCCUAUAGACCCCCCAGUAAAGGUUGCUGACUUUCUGGCACUGGACUGUUUCGCUGCAAAGUGUAGUGGCCUACAAGUAGCUGUAGAGACAGCCAAUCUGAUUUUGGAUCUCUCCUGUGUAAUUGUAGAUCAAAAUUAGCUCUGAUUUUAUGUCAGUUGUGUUGCGCAGCAAGAUACUCAAUUGAAAGCAGGGUAAUACAUAACAUGUUAAGAUAAGUGGUUAGAAUAUGAGUAACAGCCAGAAAUUUUAAAUCAAACAGUUGGCCAUUAAGUACUCUUCUGAUUGUUAAUCUGCUCUGCCCUCAGGCAUUUUCAGAUGUUUAACAUUUUGUUAGAAACUGUUAAAUGAUCAGCCAAGUAUACAGUGAAUCAUAGUAACAUAUGACUUACGCAUAUUCAAAUUAGUGUGUUCAGAAGAGUGAAUGACACUUCAAGAAUUGAGUUUCUCCUUUCUGGGUGAUUUCAAUGUUCUCCUUCAGGAACUAAGUGCUGAAUUUAAGAAGUUCAGUGCAAUAUUCCCUCUGCAUUACACAAAGUUUGGGAUGUUGCUGUUAGUUCUCUGCUUUCUUCAGAGGAAUGGGGAAAAUUGAUUAACUUGCUGAGAAAAUAUGUUAUGGAUUAAAAUCUAUGUCAUCUCAGCAAAAGCUUUACACAUUCAGAUUUUCUUAUUGCAGCACAACUUUAUCACUGGUAUUUUUAAUUUUGGAGGUGAAAAAGAAGGUUUUUCUUGGCAAAUACCUUGAGCCGCUUGUUUUCAAAUUUUGUUCUGAAGAACUUAUCACUACAUGCACUUUGUUUUUAAAUAUAUAUAUAAUUUAUUUAGCAAAUUAUUAAAACUCAACCUGGAGAUCUUAAAGUAGCAGGUAAGCAAUAGAAGAUUUGAAAAGACAUGGCAGACUGUGUGGGAAAAACAUGUAUAAAUUGGACUUUAAUUGUCUCCUGCAGAACACAGGACAUUAUCAAUAAUGAUGUUUCUGUCAGUUAAGCAAAGCUGCAAGAAAGAAUGUUGCACUUAUUAUUCAUUUAACUCUUUGACUGUGCAUCGUUUCUUGUAUUUUAAUGAAGUUUGGCUUUAAGCUGCUGAGACUUGUUUUAAUCUUUCAAUAAGGCUGUAAAUUGCAUGAUGGAAACUUUUUCUCAUUUUCAGCUUGCGUGCAAGAUCAAAACGAGUGUUACAGUUUCUUGCUUAAACUCAUUUUCUUUGCCCCUCUCCCUCUUUAUUUUCAGGCACAAGGGACAAAUUGUUCCUGACAUGUUUUUCCAGAAAACAUCCAAGUUACUUAUAGACAAGCCUGCUUAUUUGUUUCUUGGUCUCUUAAGUUUUUAAUGUAUUUACUGCAUAUAAACAGUAGAAUUGUCUUGUGUAACUCAGUUUUGAAAUGUGUAAUUAAAACCAAAUUGUUCCAGA